UAUAAAAUAAUAAUAAAAAAUAGAAGAAGAGCUAUCUCUCUAUAUAUAAUACAUGCUUUCACAAUAAACAUUUUAUCUUUUUAGCUUCUUUCUACUCUUUAAUCUCUUUGCUUCUGAAGAAAAGUUGGCUCUUUUCAAGAUCCUUAAACUGAGGGAAGAUCAAGAAUGGUUUGAAAAUUAAUUGUUAUUUGCAUGGAGAGUCAAAGAAUUGGAGACACAAGUAGUACUUUGUCAGUUGAUCACAACAUGUCAUAUAACACAAGCUUCAUGUAUCAUUCCACAUUAAAUAGUAAUCAAGAACCACCAGCUUUUGAUUUUGGAGAAUUGGAAGAAGCUAUUGUUCUACAAGGAGUUAAGAUGAGCAAUGAUGAUUCUAUUAAAUCAUCUUUAUAUGGAGCAGCAACAAACAGACCUGCAGCAACUCUGGAAAUGUUCCCUUCUUGGCCAACUAGAUUCCAUCACACCCAAAGAGGAAGCUCAAAAUCAAGAGGAAGAGAACAAAGUAGUGAUUCAGAUUCAGCACUAAACACUACGAUUUCAAGUAGAGGUGAAGCAAAUUUGGAACUAGAAUCUCCAAUUAGUCAACAACAACAACAAUUUCAAGAAAUGACAAGUGAUAGUCCAAGAACAGGAGUGUUACAUACUGAAUCACCUUCAAAAUCCAACUAUGAAAAGAGAAAGGGUGCUGGUUCAACUUCAGAUAGGGUGACUGAUGCUAAGACUUUGAGACGUUUAGCUCAAAAUAGAGAAGCAGCAAGGAAAAGCAGAUUAAGAAAAAAGGCUUAUGUACAACAGCUAGAAACAAGUAGGAUAAGACUAGCUCAACUAGAACAAGAACUUCAAAGGGCUAGGUCUCAGGGGCUUUUCAUGGGAGGUGCUGCUGGUCCCAACAUCAGCUCUGGUGCAGCAAUGUUUGACAUGGAAUAUUCAAGAUGGUUGGAUGAUGAUCAAAGACAAAUAUGUGAGCUACGUACAGCAUUGCAAGCACAUUUAGGCGAUGGUGAUCUUAGAAUAAUUGUUGAUGCUUAUAUUGCUCAUUAUGAUCACAUUUUCUUACUCAAAGGAGUUGCUGCACAAUCUGAUGUCUUGCACCUCCUCACUGGUAUUUGGGCAUCUCCCGUCGAGCGCUGCUUUCUUUGGCUCGGCGGUUUUAGGCCCUCUGACCUCAUCAAGAUGUUAAUUGCACGAUUGGACCCUUUAACACAACAACAAGUUGUUGGAAUUUACAGUCUCCAACAAUCAUCACAACAGGCAGAAGCAGCACUUUCACAGGGCUUAGAACAAUUACAACAAUCUUUAAUUGAAACUAUAGCCACUGGUUCUGUCAAUGAUGGCAUGCAUCAUAUGGCUGUUGCACUGGGCAAACUUGCAAAUCUCGAAAACUUCGUUCGUCAGGCUGAUAAUUUGAGGCAACAAACACUACACCAAUUGCACCGAAUAUUGACAAUUAGACAAGCAGCAAGGUGUUUCAUGAUGAUUGGAGAAUAUUAUGGUCGAUUAAGAGCCUUAAGUUCCCUAUGGGCAUCACGUCCCAGAGAGACCAUGAUGGCAGAUGACAACUCUUGUCAAACAUCAACAGAGUUGCAAAUGAUACAAGCAUCACAACACCAUUUCUCAAAUAUGUGAUGAUCAAAAUUCAUUCUUGAUAUCUCUAAUAUUAAUCAAUAUUACUCUUAUCUUGUAAAUGGAUAAAUCAAUUUUAUUGUGCA
Molecule: messenger RNA, 1709 nt
Organism: Solanum dulcamara
Lineage: Eukaryota; Viridiplantae; Streptophyta; Magnoliopsida; Solanales; Solanaceae
Product: transcription factor TGA9-like
Exons: 13
Coding region: 193-1626 (477 amino acids)
Biological process (GO): regulation of DNA-templated transcription; DNA-templated transcription
Molecular function (GO): sequence-specific DNA binding; DNA-binding transcription factor activity
Source: RefSeq, a predicted model, not a curated record